AGCCGGCGUGCAGAGCGCUUUGUAUUUUUUUUAUUGUUAAUAAAAUUUAAGUUAGAUUUUCGUAUACAAUUCAUACUGCUAGCUCUAGAAAUUUAACGAAAAUGGAUUUACAAGACUUGCUUCAGCAGGCUCAACGCCUUAAUAAUAGAACAAAAAUGGAUGCUGAAUUACCGCGCGUAGAGCGAACAAUUUCACAAGUUUUGCAAGCCACCCAAGAGCUCCAUUCCCGCGUCACGCAAACUGGAACAAAUGAUUUGCAAGCUCACACUCUGCUUGGCUCGAAGGGUGUGGAUUUGCCUAAAUUGACACAGAAAUUGGAAUCGCUGAGUGCUCGAAAAUCAUUUGAGCCAUUGGAUCCUGUGACAGACGCCGAUGUCAAGGGCUAUUUGAAGAAUGAACGUGAAAAUGCCAUUCUCUCUGUUAUAGAUGAGACCAAUCGCGGUAUUUUUGACUCUGUGGAGCGAUCGAAAUGGCGCUGCAUUUAUGCCGAAUGGGGUAGGGAGAAGGAACGUUUACUGAACUCAUUGGUGGGGCCAAAACAGGAAGAUUUCCCAGAUGUUUUGCGGCAAACAGUAUCCAGUGUAUUACACGAAAAUCCGACACCAAAAUCCCGUCUAACUAAUAUUGAAUUACUAUAUGCCAAGCAGAUCAACAAGUAUAAUCAUACACAUAUGUCGGGCGUUGGUGGACAUCGUCCCAAUUUGAUAACGAAAUUCACGAAAUUGGCCAGAAAGAAAUUUCCCGAUGAAUUGGUCCAUGAAAUGUGGAGCGUUCUGGAAUAUAUGGCCGGCGUGGCACCAUUGACACGAAAUGUGGAUCCUAUUAAGAAUCGUCAGACAACUCCACAAUUUGUCCAGCAGGCACGCACAUAUCUGGAACGACGCUAUCGCCAAUAUAUGAAUACGGUGAUCAAACAGAAUCUUUCCAUUGCAGAGAGGGGAGGCAUACCCAAUAUAUAUAAUAUGGUCAGUUCAUUUGUGGGCGUUACAUUCCAACUGCCGCAGACAUUGAUCGGUCUACUCGAUGUUGACAAUGCCCGACCAUUGUGGCCUCUGGUCUAUUAUAGCCUACGAAGUGGUGAUUUGUCUGCAGCCGUACAAUUCCUGAAAGAGGCGGGCAUGUGCCCCGAGCUCUUGAAAUAUAUGAUUCUACUCGAACGGGGCGAUGAGGCAGAAAAAUCGAACAGCAAGCUUGUGGGACAAUUAAAAUUGGAAUACAAUAACAAAUUGCGUCUCUGCUCGGAUCCUUUUAAGAAGGCCGUCUAUGCCAUUAUCCUGGCCUGUGAUCCCCAUGAUUCGCAUGCCGAAAUAAUGCAUAGCAUCGAUGAUUUCCUCUGGAUGCAGUUAUCCAUAUUGCGAACAGACGAUCGUCGCGACUAUAAUAUCGAACAAUUGACAUACAGUGGCCUACAAUCCAUGAUAUUAGAUAAAUAUGGCGAAAACUAUUUCAAUGCACGCGAAAAGGCGGAAUUAUAUUUCCAGGUUUUGGCCCUAACCGGGCAAUUCGAAUCGGCCAUUGAGUUUUUGGCUCGCACCGAAACAAAUCGUCCCCAUGCCGUUCACAUGGCCAUUGCCCUGCAUGAGCUCUGUCUGCUGGGUGUUCCCAAUUCGGGAGUGCAGCAGCCAUUGUUAUGUGUUGAGCCAGAGGAUCCUAAGCCGAUGAAGCGUCUCAAUUUGGCCCGCCUCAUCAUUAUGUAUGCCAAAUGUUUCGAACAAACCGAUCCUAACGAAGCCAUACAAUAUUAUUAUCUAUUGCGACACUUUAAAUCAAGCGAUGGCAGGAAUUUGAUGUUGACAUGCAUGUGUGACCUCCUGAUCGAGAAUUGUGAUGAAGAUAUGCUGCAGUUGGUCUUUGGGGUACCGGAUGAGAAUGAUUCAUCGCAUUAUUCAGGCGGCGUUUUUUCACAAUUCCCCACAAUGGAUUUUGAUAAAUGCUUUUUGGCUGGCAUGGUGGGCGAUGAAUUGGCAAAUCGCAGUAAUUUCGAAACGGCAAUUAAACUCUAUUUCAUUGCCGGCCAUUUGGAUAAGACUUUGCGUUUAAUCUCAUCAUUGCUUGCCCAGGUUGUUCAUCAGAAGACGCGCGAGGGAAGCCUGCGGCAGCGUCUCUUUGAAAUUAUUGAGCGCAUGAAUAACGCUCUGGGUGUCCGUAAAAUGGAUGUUGAUGCUCAAUCGGUGGUAACAUAUCAAUUGCUAACACAAUUGCUUCAAUUCUUUGACUAUUAUCAUGAGGAUGAGCCACGUUUGGCAUUGGAAAUUCUGGUCAAUAAUCGACUGACACCCAUUUCCUCUUCCGAUGUCGAUGAGUGUGUCAAGAAUUUGAAGCGUAUGGGCCCGGAAGUUAUCAAAGUUCUACCUGAUGUUCUAUUGGCCGCCAUGAAUAUCAUCUACUCCGAGUAUCAAUCACUGAGAUCUGGCUCCACAUCGUCCAAUAAUAAUACCACCUUGACCAUCAUAGAUGACAGUGGUCUGGGCAAAGAGGCUGCCCUAUGCCAUUUGCGUGAUCGGGCCAAAGCCUUGACGAAUAUGGCGGCUACCGUGCCAUAUCGUAUGCCAGCCGAUACCAACAAACGUCUUGUACAAAUUGAAAUUCUUAUGCAUUAGAAAAAGAUAGCGAGAGAACGACAGAGUCAGAGAGAAACAAUUUUUGUGUCUUUAUCAUUGUAUAAAUGCAAUUUCCUUUCUGUUUUUUAUUAAAGAUAAUUAAUUAAUUAA
Molecule: messenger RNA, 2711 nt
Organism: Drosophila willistoni
Lineage: Eukaryota; Metazoa; Arthropoda; Insecta; Diptera; Drosophilidae
Product: nuclear pore complex protein Nup93-1
Exons: 4
Coding region: 102-2600 (832 amino acids)
Biological process (GO): protein import into nucleus; poly(A)+ mRNA export from nucleus
Cellular component (GO): nuclear pore
Molecular function (GO): structural constituent of nuclear pore
Source: RefSeq, a predicted model, not a curated record